Messenger RNA from Talaromyces rugulosus, 2910 nucleotides. RefSeq lists its product as uncharacterized. The transcript has 3 exons. NCBI's taxonomy places the organism in Eukaryota, Fungi, Ascomycota, Eurotiomycetes, Eurotiales, Trichocomaceae. The record is from RefSeq and is a predicted model, not a curated record. The coding region runs from base 1 to 2910 and encodes 969 amino acids. Gene Ontology annotation, biological process: Golgi to vacuole transport; retrograde transport, endosome to Golgi. Gene Ontology annotation, cellular component: GARP complex. Gene Ontology annotation, molecular function: syntaxin binding.
AUGGGUCAGAAUGCCAUAUAUACACUCCUACAACCGCCGAUAUUGCGGACCGACACCGCGAUCCAUUCGACCUCGUUGAAACAGCCCACUUCUCGAGACAUACCUCCCGUCACUCUCACCACUGUCCCCGAUGUCGACCCCUCGGCCUUUAAAGACUACCUCAGCGAGGUCGGCAGGCUGUUUGAUGCUUUUCAACGCACGAAGCUAGAGUCCGAAGAAGUGUUUCGUCAAGAUAUUUCUGUUGCUAAAGAUGACGAACUGGCAAGACGGAGGACGAGCGGCUUGAAGCGCGGCCAGCUUGCGCCUACACCGCUGUCUACGAUUCCCUCUGUGUAUUUUGAUGAAAACUUUCGCCUCGAGAAUCCGCGCACUUUCGAUGUUGUCAGUGAGCAUGCGGAGGUUGUAAAGUCCACCACCAUCGGAGACCGCGCGAAUGGCACUGCUGCAAACGGUAAGCCGCAGCCUGCGAGGAAGGCGCUUACUACCAAUGCCAUAUUGCAAGAGAAGCUAUCCUGGUACAUGGACACUGUAGAGAUUCAUUUGAUAUUUUCGAUUUCGCAAGCGUCAGCCUCUUUUUUCGCUGCGCUCGGCUCUCUUCGUGACCUCAAGGCCGAGGCAGCCGACUCUGUCUCAAAGAUCCAGAAGCUGAGGGAGGACCUCGCACAUUUGGACAAAGAGAUGGUAGUGCGCGGUUUUGAUAUCAUCAGCAUGAAGCGAAGACGGGACAAUCUGAGAAAACUGGGCGAGGCUACCAAACAGCUUCAAUGUGUCCUCAACGGCGCUAGUCAUUGCGAGGAACUCGUAAACUCUGGGCAUCUGGAGACGGCUAUACAACACAUCUCGUACGUCGAGCAGCUUGCAUCCGGAACGCUAGAUCCGAAAAUUGGCGGCGAGUUGCAUUGGCUUCUGCCAGACCCAUCCAUCAGGCUUACCGAUCUACGCCAACUGGACGUUCUUGGAGGACUGUUUCGAGGCAUCAGCCAGCUUCGCCUGCGGAUCGGGAAAGGCUAUGAAGCCCGAUUGCUGAACAUCCUUUUGUGCGAUCUGCGUCAGCAUGUGUCCAGCGUACCGCCCAGAGACACUCUAGCGCGCUGGAUGGAUACCUCCUCAUCGACACCUGCAUCCGUGAUGACUGUAGAAAAGCUGCGCGAGGAAAUAACCCCCGUCCUGCAAGGACUUGGCCAAUCGCAGUAUUUAUCUGCAGCAAGCGCCACAUUUCGCGAAGCUGUCAUCCGAGAGAUGAAGUCUCUUAUCCGCCAGCACCUGCCGAGCUCAACCGACAACGAUAAUGAGUCUAUCGCGUCUGCGUCCACUGGUGCAAGCGGUCGACGUUCGACCCAGCAGGAAAGGUCAAGCAUUCUGUCUCGCAACUUGCGUGCUCUCAGUCCCAAGGACGCCGAAGAGGUCUUCGUCAAAAUCUACUGCGGGAUAAGCGAAGCAUUACGGAGGCUUGGUGUGCAGGUCAAGCUUCUCCUCGAUAUCACAAGCGGCAUGAAGAAGACCCCAAGAAAUAUACUCACGCCCGUCCAAAGCCCGAGAAGCAUGGGCAAUCCUGCGAUCCGUUCGCCCAGCCUUUCGAUGGGAUGUGAUUUGCAGGAAGAGAUGACUCAACCCCUUGACAUGUCGAGCCUCCUCGUACAGGCAGUAGACAAGGUACAAUCAGAGAUGACAAAGGUGCUGCGGGUAAGAACCGAGCAAACGGCCCGCCUUGAAUUGGCCGAUUUCCUAAGGUACUUCACGCUGAAUCGCCUGUUUGUCAAUGAGUGCGAGGCAGCCUCUGGACACCCUGGAGCGGCGCUCAAAGGAGUUGUGAACAGCCAAAUUCACGACUUUAUCCCGCUUCUACACGAAAUAGAAAAGCAAAGGCUGGUGCAAAAGAUGGACUCUGAGAAGUGGGAGCGCAUCGACUUCAAACCCCAGCACGCAUUAAUCCUGGCGCACAUUAUCCAGUCCAUGACCACUGACCCCCUAGCAUGGCUCGGUUACACGGACGCCAGUACCGCAAGCCUGGAAGCAGGCGAACGGAAAUUACAGUCAAACAGCACCCCUGCGGAGCCUACGAGUGCUGCUACGCAAGACAAGAAAGGCCCGACACAGGCGGUCAUCGAGGAGGAGAAGUUUAUGCUCGUCGAUUCGACAACAUUUGCCCUUCGUGGCAUAGAGCAAUACACAAUCCUCCUGGCAUCAGUCCCCGGCAUGGGCAACGACAUCUCGACCGCCCUACUCGACUAUCUCAAACUAUAUAACUCUCGCACACAACAGCUUAUUCUCGGCGCUGGCGCCAAAAUAACAGCGGGGCUGACCAAUAUCAAUACCAAGCACCUUGCCCUUGCCUCGCAGUCACUGUCCUUCUUCAUUGCUCUAAUACCCUAUGUGCGUGGGUGUGUCCGUCGUCGACCGUCCAUCACAGGUUCCACCAUGGCAGAAUACGACCGGGUGAAGCGCUUGUUCCAAGACCAUCAGUCCUCUAUCCACGACAAGCUCAUCGACAUAAUGAGUUUUCGCGCGACCGUUUGCAUUAGAGAGAUGGGGAAGAUUAAGUGGGACGAUGAAGACGAGGUGCAAAGGAACGUCAGUCCACACAUGGAGACGCUCACGAAAGAGGUACUCACGCUACAACGAGUGCUGAGCAAGUACCUGCCGGCGGUGGACGUGAGGAUAAUCAUCGGACGGGUCUUUGUGAGCUACGAGGAGCAAUGGAGCAAGGCGUUUGAAGAUGCGGCGAUACGGACCGAGGCCGGGCAAGCGAGGCUUCUGCGAGACGCUGAGUUGCUCAAAGCAAAGCUCGGCAAGAUUGACGGCGGAGAAGAGCUCGGCGCGAACAUGAUCAAUAUUGUCAAGGCGAAACAGGUGGCAUCCCGGCCAAGGACCAGCACCAGCCCACCAUCCGGUGAGGACAUGCCCGCGUGA